This is a messenger RNA of Spodoptera litura, 1355 nucleotides long. It is a transcript of the gene colt, whose product is annotated as carnitine/acylcarnitine carrier protein colt, mitochondrial. The record is from RefSeq and is a predicted model, not a curated record. Gene Ontology annotation, molecular function: O-acyl-L-carnitine transmembrane transporter activity. Gene Ontology annotation, cellular component: mitochondrial envelope. Gene Ontology annotation, biological process: mitochondrial transport; carnitine transmembrane transport. Lineage: Eukaryota; Metazoa; Arthropoda; Insecta; Lepidoptera; Noctuidae.
UGACAUGAGACAACACAGACAAUUUGUUGAUUAAAAUUAAUUUAGUGUUUCGACUAAGAACCAGUUUCCUAAGGCUAUAUAUCCUUUCACCUCCGAACGAAUAAACGAAACGAAAAUGUCUGAAAAUAGUAGCCCAAUUAAAUACUUUUUAAGUGGUGGAUUUGGUGGUGUUUGCACGGUUUUAGCUGGCCAUCCCAUGGACACUGUAAAAGUAAGACUACAGACUAUGCCAGUGCCGCAAUCCGGGGAGAUUGCCAUGUACGCUGGCACAUAUGACUGCUUUAAAAAGACAAUACAGAAAGAAGGAUUCAGAGGACUGUAUAAGGGUAUGUCGGCACCCUUAACUGGGGUAGCUCCAAUUUUUGCUAUUAGUUUCUUUGGUUUCGGACUCGGUAAGAAACUAAUUAAAAGAGACGAAGAUCAAGUUUUAUCAAAAGUGGAACUGUUUGCUGCUGGUGCUUUCUCUGGUAUUUUCACUACAUCCAUAAUGGCACCAGGGGAGCGCAUCAAGUGUCUACUUCAGAUUCAACAGGGUGGCAAUGUACCACAAAAAUACACAGGCAUGGUUGACUGUGCCAGGCAGCUUUACGCUGAGGGUGGUAUGAGGAGCAUAUACAAGGGCAGUGUGGCCACGAUACUAAGAGAUGUGCCUGCCAGUGGUAUGUACUUCAUGACUUAUGAAUGGGUCAAAGAAGUUCUGGUCCCCCAAGACGCCAGUGCUAAACUUAAGAUGAUGGCAACAAUAGUUGCUGGUGGUUGUGCUGGAAUAGCUAACUGGCUGGUAGGCAUGCCGGCCGAUGUAUUGAAGAGCAGACUGCAAACAGCUCCUGAAGGAACAUAUCCUAAUGGCAUGAGGGAUGUAUUUAGACAGCUCAUGGAAAGGGAAGGUCCUACUGCUUUAUACAAAGGAGUGACACCUGUCAUGCUCAGAGCUUUCCCUGCCAAUGCAGCAUGUUUUGUAGGAUUUGAACUUGCUGUGAACUUCCUCAACUGGGUGGCCCCUAACCUUUGAUAUCUGUCAAAUGUGUUUAUAGAGCAAAAUAAUACUAGUAUCAUAGUUAGUUUAUAAGGAAAAGUAGAUGAAGUUGUAAGUCAUAAACAUGUAUUUUAUGUAUAGUAAAAUAAAAACGAAUAUAUUUUUGUUAUGAUCACUACAAAGUUCUCAAGUAAAAGAAUUUAAUUCAUGACAUAGUUUUUAUGAUUAUUUAAAUGCAGUGGCGCACAAAAGCAAUAUGAUGCCUCUUCUGAAAAUGUAUUAUAUUUAUAAGUAUUAUUAUAACAGGUUGUUAUACAUCUGUAAAAAGAUUAUGUGCAAUGCCUUUCAAAGCAAAUAAUAAAUAUAUUUUUUCAAGCAA